AUGUCGGCGUCGAACGGGAACAACGGCCAGCAUGGCACUGGCACAGGGCCGUCCGCUGCUGGUGGCUCGGGGCAAUCCCAAGCAUUAACAAACUCCCCGUCUGAUUUGAACAAGAUUGUCACAGACUAUUUGCUGAAGAAGGGAUUCACGAAAACCGAAGCAACAUUUAGAAAAGAGUCAUCUAAUGUGAAUCCAGACGGCCGGCCGAUUCGGAGGAAGGUUGAUGACAUGGGGCCUGAACGCUACCCUAAGUCGUUUCAUCUUCUAAAGGAUUGGAUCGAGAAUGGGCUUGAUUUGUACAAGUUUGAGUUGAGGAAGCUUUUAUGGCCUGUUUUUGUCUACUCCUUUUUAGACAUGGUCGAACAAAACUUUGUACAGGAGUCCAAGCUGUUUCUAAAAGACGUUUGGUCUGAUUUUGAAAACACCCAUGCAGACGACUUGCGCGCGUUCGAGACAAUUCAGCUCCCCAUCCACGUCACAGAGAAUCCCACGACUAAGAUCUACCGUGGUAAUAAAUAUCGCAUUCCACUCAAUCAGCAUGUCAGCGGCCAGCUCUUUGGGUUUCUUGAGCGACAAGAAGAUGCGGGUGGUAGUGUUAUCACACUGUUACUACAAACAUACUGCCAGGUCGACUCAACUGCCCGCGGACCGAUUGAGCCCUAUAGCUUCGAGGCAAUUGCCCGCCGAGCUCAGAACGCUGAUCUAGAUGAAGCUGAUGUUCGGGAGGGAAUCCCGGGCGUUUUCACGGGUGUCAGCAACCGGGACAUCUUGGACACACACGCGGCGUUGAAACUGGGCCCACUUCCCAUGGAGCUGGAACUACGCGAUGAUGUGCGUGCCGAGCUUGAGGAACAAGACCAGCGACAACCACCCGCGGCGGGUGUUCCGUCUCUUGUAUCAGAAUUUGAUGCAAAGAUCAAGCAAGAGGAGGGAGCAGACGGUCCCUCACGUACCGACCUUCCCCUUCCGCCAUCUCGUGCCAGAGAUGUUGUCAUCGAAAUGCAGAAGAUACGCGAGACCCGAGAUCGGUUCCAAAUUGAAGAUCGGACCGGAGGUGUCGGCGUCCCAGUUUCAGUGUGCAUGUUCACAUUCCACAACACAUGCGGAAGCGUUUCGUCAAUGGCCUUUUCAAAGGAUCAUCAGCUUGUUGCUUAUGGCUCAAUGGAUUCGUAUAUCCGCGUAUGGAGCAUUGAUGGGAAGGCCUUGAAGAGCAGGAUGCUCGGGGACACAGACAAAACAAAUAACCGGAAGCUCAUUGGGCACUCAGGCCCUGUGUAUGGGCUCUCCUUUUCCGAUGCCGUGACUGGGCUUAAAUACAACCCAUUUGACGAGAAACAACCGCCCGUCGAAACGGACUCAAAGCUUCUCCUAUCCUCCUCGUCCGACGGCACAGUUCGUUUGUGGAGCUUGGAUGUCUGGUCCUGUCUCUGUGUUUACAAAUCUCAUACAGGUCCGGUGUUCCGGGUACUUUGGAGCCCCCACGGCCAUUACUUUCUGACUGCUGGUUGGGAUAAGACCGUUCGUAUUUUCACACAAGAUCAUGCCUCAGCACAGCGGCUGCUUGUAGGCCACAACACUAGCAUAUCGGCAAUCGCCUGGCACUCCAACGGGACUUACGUCUUUUCGGCAUCCGAUGAAACGGACAAAACCAUUCGCAUGUGGUCCGCCAUUAAAGGCGAUUGCGUCCGAGUUUUUACUGGCCACACAGACUACAUCAGUGCACUAGAAUGCGCGCCGAAUGGUAGGAUCCUCGCAAGUGCCGACGCUGGAGGGACCAUUAUCAUUUGGGAUAUCACGAAGGGAACUCGCAUCAAACGAUGCCGGGGCCACGCAAAAGGCGGCAUAUCGUCCCUGAGUUUUAGUGCAGAGUCAACCGUUCUCGUCUCUAGUGGCCUGGACGGCACCCUUCGCUUGUGGGAUAUCAACCUUCCAAAGGACGCCAGCAAAACCCCGGCCGCCCUGGGGACAGCGCCGGGCUCAGCUCUUGCCUCGUCAAACCAGUCAGGAGACAUUGGUGGGACAGGCGGUGAGUCCCUAACCGGGGCUAGCUCUCAGGACCGUAGCAUCACAGUUGGCGGCCAGCCGCCGUCUCCGGCCACGGCAGCAACCGCGGCCGGUGCGGCGAGCGGUACAAACAACGGUGGGGCGGGCAAGAAGAAAGGAAAAGAGGUGACAAUAACACCUGAUCAGAUCAGCGCAUUUGCCACCAAAAAGACACCGAUUCUGCGCGCAGAGUUCACAAGGAUGAAUCUCGUUGUUGCAAGCGGGUGUUUUGACCCGUGA
This is a messenger RNA of Sporothrix schenckii 1099-18, 2283 nucleotides long. Its product is annotated as transcription initiation factor TFIID subunit 5. Gene Ontology annotation, biological process: transcription initiation at RNA polymerase II promoter. Gene Ontology annotation, cellular component: transcription factor TFIID complex. The record is from RefSeq and is a predicted model, not a curated record. Gene Ontology annotation, molecular function: protein binding; RNA polymerase II general transcription initiation factor activity. The coding region runs from base 1 to 2283 and encodes 760 amino acids. Lineage: Eukaryota; Fungi; Ascomycota; Sordariomycetes; Ophiostomatales; Ophiostomataceae. The transcript is spliced from 4 exons.